CGCUGCCGGACGUUGCCGCCGUUGCCUAGCGAGGCGCCGUAAACAACGGGGAGAGCCUGGGCCCAGCCCCGGCCGCUGCGGAGAGGGAGCCGCGGGACCGUGGGCCGCGCCGCAGCCGCGGCCUGGAUUCCGCGGCCUCGGCAGCCCGGGCGCCUGCAUUCCGCGGCCGCGGGCGGCUCCCGAGACCCAGGCGCGAUCUCGUUCCCGGCUCCUCUCAGGUUUGGAGUAAAAGGUGCACCGCGAGACACGGAAAACCACGAAAAUGUACCGGCCCGCUUUCAGAAUACCCCUGCCAGUAAAGAGCCACUAGUACUUGCUCCUGCUUUCUGGCAGCCGAGAGCGUAAGGUGUAUCGACACCAGAGUAUUUCUGUAGCCCUGGCAUACAUCUAUUUCAUAUUCCCGUAUUAUUUUUUUAAUAUAGCUUUAAGAGGGUGGGGGUAAUGCCAGCACUUUAAAGCAGUACUUGCUAGGGGAUAAAAGUGAUACACCUGGAUAAAUAAAACUAGAAAUUGAUCAAAUGUGUUUUGAAUCUCUAGUUAGUAAAUUUAUAUAGCUGUUUCUGAUUGCCAUGUCCUUUAUGAUACCAGUCUCGUGUUUUGCUUCUAUGGUUUACUUCUGUUAAUAAAAUGGAGGGGUUUCUUUUUUCAACUUCAGAUUGUUUAUCAGCUCUGGAUGGCCAGGUUCUCAUACUAAAUGGAAUAAAAUUAAAUGCAAAAACUCUUCUCUUGGCAUCCACACAAUGACAACUGUUUAAAGCUGCUUGUUUUCAACAAACUUGAAUUUUGGGGGCUUAGAUCAUGUGUUCUGCCAGUUUGGUAAUACAGCUUUCUUAAAGGCAGUGUGUGGGAGUUUGGCAAACUUUCCCUUGCACUGCAGAGAUUCUUGGAAUCAGACAAAAAAUCAAACCAAUGAUGUGUUUGCGAACCAGCAGUAUCUGUGAGGGGUUUUGAAUGAUCAUGAAAGACAGCUCUAAAGAAAGGCUAUUUAUUUGAUUUUUACAAUUGUGCUACUGUACACUGCUUAUGUUGGAAGGAUGAAUAUGCAGGGAGCAGUAUAAGGAACCAUGGUUGCUAAAGUACAUAAUUAAUAAAAAAUAAUGACGUAUGUGCUUAAAGUCAGAGGAAUGUUUUAGGUGUAGUAAUUAGAUAUAUUUAAAAUCACACCUCCUUUGUAGGCAACACAACUGCUUUCUCUGUGUUUGUUGAGUUACGAAUGCUUGGUGCUUCCUAUGUGGAAGAGAAUUUAAAACACGUGUGUGUAUAUACCUACAACUUCUGGAGAAAAAGGUCUUGUUUGACCGAUUUAUGUUGCCUGUGCAGCAUGAAUGCAAGACUAGGAAAAUGAGAAUAUUUAUUGUUAGCAUAUGCUUUAUCAACAGUGUUUGUUAACAAGCUUUUAUGAUAUUGUUGCUUCAUAUGGCUGUGUUAUGUUCAAAUAGAAAAUCAGGCAACUUUCAGACUUAAGGUUAAGUCCACUAGCUUCGAAAUUAAUAGAGGCAAAAUUAAUUUAUGAGUUGAUUCAACAGUUAUUAAUAUAGCUACUUUUGUAUUAGGUAUUUUUAAAGAGUGUAACUGUGCUUAUGUAUUCUUUAGGAAUUGUCAACUUUCUCCUUCAGCCGGAAAUUAAUUCUUUAUUAUAUAACACGGAAAACUUUUUUUCUUAGUUGCAGACAGCUGCGAGGGAGGUGAACACAGGACUGGUAACAGAUUUCUUGUUGACUGUGUGAAUACCGAGUGGGGAGCACAGGGAUGGAUUCUGGCAUGGAGGAGAUCCCAGUUAAAGUUGCAGUUCGAAUCAGACCUCUGCUUUCCAGAGAAGUACUUCAUAACCACCAAGUGUGUGUGAGAUUAGUUCCAAACACACAACAAAUUAUCAUUGGGAAAGACCGUGUCUUCACUUUUGAUUUCGUAUUUGGCAAAAAUUCAACCCAAGAAGAAGUUUAUACUGUUUGCAUUAAGCCCCUUCUAGUGUCUUUGACUGAGGGAUACAAUGCUACAGUGUUUGCAUAUGGACAGACAGGUUCUGGGAAGACUUACACCAUUGGAGGUGGCCACAUUGCAUCAGUUGCAGAGGAUGAAAAGGGCAUAAUCCCUCGGGCUAUUCAGGAAUUAUUUCAGCAUAUUUCUAAAAACCAUAACAUUGAAUUCCAUGUGAAAGUAUCUUAUAUAGAGGUUUACAAGGAAGAACUUCGAGAUUUAUUGGAGUUGGAGACCUCUAUGAAAGAAUUACAUAUCCGAGAAGAUGAAAAGGGAAAUACAGUGAUUGUUGGUGCUAAGGAAUUCCAAGUAGAAUGUGCAGAUGAAGUGAUAAGCCUAUUGGAAAGUGGCAACGCAGCUCGUCACACAGGCACAACACAAAUGAAUGAGCACUCUAGUCGAUCUCAUGCCAUUUUUACCAUCAGUAUUUGUCAGAAACAGUCUGCAGAAUCUCAGAAAAGUACUGAUGCUGCACAGGAUUCAUCUUGGAAAUCAGUCCAGAUGAUUGCUUCAAAGUUUCAUUUUGUGGAUUUGGCAGGAUCAGAGAGGGUGACAAAGACUGGAAAUACCGGUGAACGCUUCAAAGAAUCAAUUCAGAUCAACAGUGGUCUGCUGGCCUUGGGAAAUGUCAUCAGUGCACUUGGAGACCCAAAAAGGAAAAGUGUACAUAUUCCAUACAGGGAUGCUAAAAUCACUCGUAUUCUGAAAGACUCCCUUGGAGGAAAUGCCAAGACUGUCAUGAUAACGUGCAUAAGUCCAUCCUCAUCUGACUUUGAUGAAUCUUUAAAUUCCCUCAAAUAUGCCAACAGGGCCAAAAACAUUAGAAAUAAACCAGUUGUAAAUUAUAACCCAAAUCAAGACCGGAUUGAUGAAAUGGAACUUGAAAUCAGAUUGCUUCGAGAAGCUUUGCAGAACCAGCAAGUCAGUAAUCAGUGUUCGCAUGAUCUAAAUCAAGAAAGAACUCGUAUCACUUCCCUUGAGGAGCAGCUCACCCGGCUUCAGGUUCAAUGUUUCAGUUAUAGAAAUUGUGUAGAUGAAGCCUUCCCAUUUCUGGUUGAUUUGAAUGAUGAUGUUAGCUUAAAAAGAAGUCAGAGGGACAGGUUGCAGAGCUGGAUCACUAUGGUACAGAAAGUAAGGAAGGAAGCUCUCACCAUGCAGGAAACUGACACAGGGACUGGGACCAGUCAAGAGCCACAUCACAUCACAAUUCUUCAGCUAAAGAGGGAACUAAAGAAAUGCCAGCAGGCCUUAGUUAUGGAUGAAGAAGUAUUUAGCCAGAAGGAUCACGAACUGCAGAUACUGCAGAAACAGAUAAAGACAUUACUACACGAGAAUGAAGAAAAACUGGAAUCUUUAAGGGAGGCUCAAGAAACACAUAGAUUACAGAACGAGAAAAUGGUGGAACAGCAAAUGCUUAUUGAUCGGCUAAAAGAAAAAUUAGAGAAGUUUACAGAUGUGAAAACUUUGGACUUCUCGAGUACUUGUGGAGAUGGGCCAGCUGUUGUGGCAUCUGCAAGGAGGCCAUACAGUGUCCCACUCACAAAGAGUCUGCUUCACUCCCUUCACCCACCUUCAGGGACAGAGACCCGAAAGGUGUAUACCAGCCCCCCUGCCUUCUCCUUGGCUCGAGUAAUGGCAGAAUUCCGUGCUCGCAGCCAGAUGAUACUGAGCAACAUAGAAGACCAGGAUAAAGUUCUUCACUGCCGCCUUUCUGAUCAGAGUGAUGAAGAGGGGGAAAAUACAGGCAGCAAAAAGAAAACCUCAUUUAAGCAUUCCAUAAACCGAACAUGGACACGAAAACAGGCUUCUCUAUGCUUUAUUCCUGAUCUAAAUGACAUGAAGUGUCAGGUAGACAAGUCUGAUUUAUCCAACAAGUCUGUGCUACAGACUUACACAACCACAGGUGAAGAGAUUGACAGCCUCCAGAAAAGUCAUGUUUUUAACAUGCAGAAGUUAAAGAAUUCAGAGUUGAGACUCACUGAGGCCGAGCAAAAAAUGAGAGAACUUGCACUUAAUAUCAAAAUGAAAGAGGAGCUUAUUAAGGAAUUAGUAAGAACAGUGCUACUGAUCUCUUCAUGGACAUGCAUUUGUCACAUGGUGUCUGGGAUAGGAGAGAAGAUACAUCACUGUGCUGGGAAUGUAAGCAUUCCCAGCACUGCAGUAGAGAAGCAGGAGUCAGAAGUGGAUGAGGGAAAAGGUAAGGACGCUCAGUCUGUAAGCAGGCAAUAUUCUUUGAAGAUAACCAAACUGGAGCAAGAAUCUGAGCAGGCCAAAAUGGAACUGGCUGAAACACAAAAGCGGCUUCAGGAGCUGGAGAGUAAGGAGCUGAGAGACGUUCCUGAGAAAGCCAAGUUACAAAAAGAGUUCCGGAAGAAGAUGGAUGCAGCUAAGUUGAAAGUGCAGGCCUUACAGAAGAAGCAGCAAGACACUAAUAAUCUGGCUUCAUUAUCUAACCAAAAUGAGAGACAAGCAACAGAGCUUGAGCAGAAUGUGGCUCAGAUGAAGCAUCAGCAGACCCAGCUACAGAAGAGACUGUGUGAGGAGAGCGAAAAAAAGAAGCAACUAGAAGCAGAGAUUCAGCGGGACCAGCAACAAAUUAAAGAACUUCAACUAAAGAUGGAGCAACAACAGAAAAUCCUUAAACUUAAGGAUAAAGAGAUUGCUGCAUUUAAAAAGAAGAAAAAUAACUCAGUGGGAACUUCACAGAAGCUACAGAAAUUAGAAGAGCAAAAGAAAUGGCUGGAUGAAGAAAUGGAAAGAAUUCUCCAACAACACCAACAGUUAGCAGAACUAGAAGAAGAUUUAAAGAAAAGAGAAGCUAUUGUAGCCAAAAAAGAAGCAUUAUUGCACGAGAAAAGUCACCUGGAAAUCAAGAAACUGAGAUCUAGCCAGGCUUUAAACAAAGAUAGUAUGAAAUUGUCUACUCGCUUAAGUAUGCUGGAUCAGGAACUGUGUGAUAAAGGUAUGCAGCUUCAGGGCAGCACCACUGAAGAUAAGACAGACAUUUUGGAAAAAAUUCAGGUUCUCCAGACGGAAAGGGAUCAGUUGCUCAGAAGAAGAAAUAGCGUGGAUGAGAAACUGAAAGAUGGAAAAGUGUUGUCAACUGAAGAAGAACAUGUCCUUUUCCAGCUGGAAGAAGGAAUUGAAGCCCUGGAGGCUGCUAUUGAUUACAAGAAUGAAAGUAUUCAGAAUCGCCAGCACUUGCUUAGGUCAUCUUCUCAGAUUCUUUCACAGAGUGAGAAUAAUGUAAUAGGAAAACUAGUUUCCCUGUCUGCUGCUGACCUCAGAGCUAUCCUCUUCAAAUAUUUCAACAAGAUUGUUGGCCUACGUGAGUCUGAACGUAAAUUACAACUACAGAUUGAAGAACAGGAAAUGAAGUUCAUAGACCAGGAAAACAUAAUACGUGAAUUAGAAUCUGCACUUGAACACAUGAAGUUGCAGUGUGACAGGCAGCUGACCCUACAACACAAAGAACAUGAGAAAAAACUACAGUUAAUACUGCAUCAUUUCAAAGAACAUGAUAGUGAAGGUAUUGCAGAAACCUUGAAAGGGUAUGAAGUAAAAGUCCAGCAACUGGAAAAAGACUUAUUUUUCUACAAGAAGACCAGCAGAGAGCUGAAGAAGAAAUUGAAGGGCCUCUUUGGAGAGUCAUCCCAUCAAUUAUUAGUAUCCACUAAAUGUAACAGUGCUGGUGACAAGGCAUCCAGUCUAGAUGAAGCAGAAGUUGCUUCUGAAGAAUUCAAGUCGACACUUAACCCUGAAACCAACAGUCGACCACAGAAAAUAAAAGAAACAGACAGAACAAAUAUUUUAAGAGCACAGGAGAGUUCACACAAGCUUGGAGAAGAUGUUUCAGAGUUUGGGUGCAACAGAGAAUGUUUGUUGAGCAUUAAUGAUGACAAAACAGGAACAGAUGAAGCUCAGCCUUCAAAAUCUCAUCCUCAGCUACCUUCUGUCAUCCAGAGAAGAGAGGCUGUAACACAGUUUCAAGGAGUAACUCCAGUAAAACUAUCUCGCCGAGAGCUACGUCACAUUCCUCCCUCUGAAUUAUCUUUGAGACGCUCCAGUCUUGGAGGUGGCGUCAGUUAUAUUGCUCCGGAUUCCAUUGAAAUGGACAAAAAGUCCAGUGUCACAAAGACAUAGCUACCCUUCCAUGCAUUUUUGAUAGCUGUUGCUAUCGAAGAAACUGUACUAGAUUUCUUUGUUCAUGGUCUUGUUAAGUAUCAACCACGGAGAGUAAGUGUUCUUUAGUUCUGAUUGCUCACUAUCAAGUCUUUAGGUGUUAUGCUCACACAAUUUCAGUGCAUCUGAGAUGGAUUUUAAUGAAUGCAGUAUCUAAGAACCUUCAUUCAAAGGCCUUUUAAUACUGAAGAAAUUAUUUAUAUGGGUUUGUUGUUUUGCAGUAACUUGGGAUUCCUUGAACAAUAUUGUACAUGACUUUCUUGGGUCAGAAUCAGUAACAAACUAUUUAAUUUAUUUGAAUAUAUAGAUAGAAAAUUUAAUUGCCAGACUGUCACCCAGUAUUGAUAAUGACUGGCUCCUGUACGCUUAUUUAUCUAAAAACAUUUUAUACAAGCCAUGUUUGAGACCAACACUGGUACCUAAAGAUAAAUUUGUUCCUGAAAAGGAACAUAAAAGUACUUAAUUUUCUUUUUUCUUCUUUAUGGCUUAUUUAUGAACUUAAGAUAAUUGCUUGUUUCACUUCCUGUUUUUGUUUGUUGGACAUUUAAAUAAUUGCACUUGGCAAUUCAAAGUGUGAAUAUUUAUUUCUGUACUACUAAAAUGGAAAAAAACACCAAAACAAAACAGAGGACCAAAUUCAGCAUCUUCUAGGUUAGACAGUUGGACGAAUAUAUUAUUUGUACUAGUCAUGUUCUUUCACAGACAAAUUAUUCUUCUGGAUUACAUAUCUGCUUCAGAGCAAUGGCUACCCAUAUCCUUCAGUUUACACUAAUACUGUUGUUGGUAAUGCAUUCAGGAUGAAAAGCAAAUCUUUUUCACAAGAGGAAUGUGGUCACUGAGAAGCAUAUGCUUAACAGCCACACGAAGGCAGAGACCCAACUGUCCACAUUUAAAUGUGAUUAACACUUCUAACUGUAACUCUCUCCUACAUAAAAAGUGGCAGUACUGAAAGUAAGGUUAGUUUUAUUUUAGUGGUGGACUUCAGCCAGUCCUGUUUGGAAAUGUUUGUAAAUUACUAGAAGUACUUAGGAAUGUUUGCUUUUUGCUGUUGUCUAGGCGAGGUCUUGUGUAUAGCAUGUGUGGCUGUAGGUAUAACAUAACUGCAUUUUCUGUGCUGCAAGCAUAGUUCAAAUCUGUUCACAUUAUGAAGAUGCUAUUAAAGCAUGAUAAAUGGCCCUAUAGUCUUGUGGCGCAUUUUUAAAUUUUCUGAGUAGACUGCGAACUAUUUCAUUCUAAUCAGAUAGAUAAACCACUUAACAUGUCAAAUGAUUGUAUCUCUCGCAGUUACACGUAAUUAUUACUUAUUGUUCAGCCGAAUUGUGAGAUAAGGAUUGGGGUCUGUCUUGGUUGGUUUUGGAUUGAGCUUGUUUUUACAGUCAUAGAAAUACUGAGCCUUAACUAAUGUUAAUAUUAGUGUGUAUAUAAUUCACUUAAUGCUUCUAGUCAAAAAGCAAUAAACAGAAACAAGUACGUACGGUUUCAAAUGUGUAUUUACUACAUCUCCAUAUUAAGUGAAGGAAUUGUUGAGGGCAUUUCCUCUUAAUACUGUGCAUUUUCAUACAACUCAGAGUACUCUGUAAAUAUUUAUUCAUUUGAAGUUUCCACAAAUGAAAAACCUAUUCUUUAAGGAUGCAAAAUAAACCAGGGAAAAUGUAGGAAAGUACAACUCAAUCACUAGUAGAUGUCAGCUGGUGCCCUGGAGGUUUCUGUAGCUGUGACACUGCAGAUUAAGUAGUCAUUCAAACACUGGGUUCUGUAUGGCACACGCACCCAUUUCAAUACGUAACUACAAUGUCACCUAAUGCCAAGGUAGAUAAAUACAUCAGAUACAGUUGUGAUUUUUGAAGAGUGGAAGAACUGUUGCCCGUGAGAGGGACCUAACAUAAGCAAAGCAAUGAGAGAGGCCAGUAAGGCCAUCAUACAGGGAAAAGUAAGCAGUGAGUUAUGUUCCCAUGUAUGUAACUCAAUGAGACCUAACA
Molecule: messenger RNA, 8138 nt
Organism: Tyto alba (common barn owl)
Lineage: Eukaryota; Metazoa; Chordata; Aves; Strigiformes; Tytonidae
Gene: KIF27
Product: kinesin family member 27
Exons: 18
Coding region: 1750-6120 (1456 amino acids)
Biological process (GO): mitotic spindle organization; microtubule-based movement
Molecular function (GO): microtubule motor activity; ATP binding; microtubule binding
Source: RefSeq, a predicted model, not a curated record